Molecule: messenger RNA, 4236 nt
Organism: Hippocampus zosterae (dwarf seahorse)
Lineage: Eukaryota; Metazoa; Chordata; Actinopteri; Syngnathiformes; Syngnathidae
Gene: cdon
Product: cell adhesion associated, oncogene regulated
Exons: 19
Coding region: 504-3854 (1116 amino acids)
Biological process (GO): axon guidance; cell-cell adhesion; nervous system development
Cellular component (GO): plasma membrane; axon
Molecular function (GO): protein binding
Source: RefSeq, a predicted model, not a curated record
CUAGUGGGAGCAACGUGCGAGCGGGGCUGGGACAUUCCAGCCUAGCCGCUGCUGCUAUGAUCCACGGAGGUACUCGACACUGGCUCCAGAGGUGCGAGUAUAGCGGAAGACCGCCUCCGCUCAGCGACUCCUGACAAGUGACCGACCGUGUGUCGCCAACAAAGUGUUUUUUUUUAAUACGCGCAGUGGAAUAACUAGUGAAAAGUGCUCCAGCGUCCACCACCAGUUACGGCUUUCCCCCCUUCCAAUUUCGUCAUUUGUCACAUUCUAGCCCCGGAGCUGGGGACUCUUCCGCGGAGCUGAGAGGCUCCACAGUCACCGGUGCGGUGGUCUCCGUGUCGCCCGCGUGGAAUGGAGGGCCCCGCGUGGAUUUUCCCCCGUGAGAAUGCGUUUGGCUGCUGAUACAUCCCCCGGCAACCAGUGCUUCUGGAAUAGAGGUUGGCCAAUCGGAGGAGGGCGUGCGCACCGGCCGAUCACGGCUGCCGGCAGGGGUCCGAGGCGCCAUGGACGAUGGCCUCAGGGUACUCCUGUGCGCUCUGCUGUGUCUUAGCCACGCCCUGCUCUUCGGCUGCACACUUCAAUAUCCGUCUUUCCGCUCCGAGCCCGCCUCAUUGGUGCAAAGUCCGGGUUUGCCGGCUCGCCUACGCUGCGCCGCCGACCCCCUGUCGGCGACGCUGUCCUGGCGCUUCCGGGGCGCACCCCUGCGCGUCGACACCCUCCCUGGCGUGGAGUUGAAUGGCGGGACGCUCACCAUCGCCUCCUUGCAACGUGCCCACGUCGGCGCCUACCAGUGCGUGGCAAGCUUGGACAACGGGCUGGCUGUCGCUAGCCGGUAUGCGCGGGUAGACCUGGCAGAAAUCUCCGAGUACAAAUACAGCCGGCGGCGCUCGCUGUCCGUCCACGAAGGUGACGCGGCAAUCAUCGAGUGUCCUCUACCCACUAGCGUGCCGACGGCCUUGCCCAGGCUACGAGUGAGAGGCGAGCGCGUGGAGUCGUCCUCAGACGACUAUUUAGUCGUUCCGUCCGGCAACCUGCAGAUCCCGUCCGUUUCGCCGCGGCAUCAAGGCGUCUACAAGUGUGGCUCGUACAAUCCUGUCACGGGCGAAACCGUCAUGCAGACCCACGGGACCAAAAUCUCUGUCAGACAUGCAAACUCCUCCUCCUCUCCGGUGCGGAUAGUUUACCCCACCACCCCCAAGAAUGUGACACUGCUGCGGUCUCAAUUGUACACGCUGGAGUGCGUGGUUUCCGGAAGUCCGGCGCCGUCGUCCACAUGGUUCAAGAAUGGCGAGCGAGUCGAACUGGGGCAUUCGCUGCGACACCUGCAUGGCAAUUUAGAAAUUGUCUCCGUGACGACGGAGGACAUCGGAGUAUACGUUUGUGCUGCUGAAGGCGAGCAAGGGACGGUGAUGAGCGCCAACUACAACGUCAAUGUUCUCGAACCUGCGGCCAUCUUGGAGGGCCUCGUUGACCUCCAGCAGGCCUCUCUCGGCUCCAGUGCCCAUUUCAGCUGCGUGGCCGCCGGCAACCCCGCCCCCAACGUCACCUGGCUGUUCAACGCCAAGCCCGUGGCCGCCUCGCACCGGAUCCGAAUCUCCGGGGGCCAGCUCGUCAUUGCGGAUGUGGUGCCGCGGGACCAAGGCGUGUACCAAUGUCUGCUGGACAAUGGCAUCGGGUCGGCGCAGUCGUUGGGAAUGCUGAGAGUGCAGUCGGAAUCGAACCCCGACGUGGAGGUUUGGCCCUCACUGCCACCCAUGCAGAGCGACGAGGGCAGCGACCGCUUCCUGACGGAGGAGGAAGCUGACCCGAGCGAGCCGCCGUCCGCAGGGGGCGGCGGCCGUCUCACUCCCGACGCGCCCAUCAUCACCAGCCCGCCCCAGACCCACAAACCGGACGUUUACGACCUGGAGUGGCAGGCCGGACCUGAUGGCGGGAGCCCCAUCAACGCCUAUUUUGUCCGAUAUCGUAAGGUGGACGAGAUGGCCACGUUGAUGGAGAACUGGCUGACGGUGCGCGUGCCCGGUAGCGAGCGCUCGCUACGUCUCUCCGAGCUGGAGGCAUCCAGCUUGUAUGAGGUGCUCAUGGUGGCCCGCAGCUCGGCGGGCGAGGGCCAGCCGGCCAUGCUCACAUUUCGCACUGGAAAAGAAAAGAGCACCUCGUCCAACAAGAAUCCGUCCCACAAGCCUCCCGUCGUCCCAAUGCCGCCCAAAGUACCCGAGGACAAAAUGCCCAACACGCACUUUGGAGUGGUGAUCCACGACAGAGUUCCCGAGGCUCCCGAUCGGCCCACCAUCUCCAUGGCCACCGAGAGCUCCGUCUACGUCACCUGGAUCCCCAGAGCCAACGGCGGCUCGCCCAUCACGGCGUUCCGCGUGGAGUACAAGCGCAGCCGCAGCGCCGAGUGGGGAGUGGCCGCCGACAACAUCUCGCCGCUCAAGCUGUCCGUGGAAGUUCGCAAUCUGGAGCCUGGCGCCACCUACAGGUUCCGCGUGGCAGCGAUGAACUUGUACGGCGAGAGUCCUCACAGCAUGGUAUCAAGACAGUACCAGGUGCCCCAAGCCAGCCCCCGCAUGGCCGAUCGGCCCGUGGUGGGACCUCACAUCUCUGCCACCGACGCCAUCAGCGACACGCAGAUCAUGCUGCGCUGGACUUACAGUCCCUCGAGUAACAACAACACUCCCAUCCAAGGCUUCUACAUCUACUACCGGCCCACUGACAGCGACAAUGACAGCGACUACAAGCGCGACGUGGUCGAAGGUUUGAAAGACUGGCACAUGAUCGGACACCUGCAGGCAGAGACGUCGUACGACAUCAAGAUGCAGUGCUUCAACGACGGCGGCGAGAGUGACUAUAGUAACGUCAUGAUCUGCGAGACCAGAGCUCGCCAGUCUCCGGGUUCGGCGAGCCAGAGGCCCGUGACGCCGCCGUGGCCUCACUCGCAGGAGCCCGCCGGUCCGCCCGGGGGUCUGCUGUACCUUAUCGUGGGCUGUGUGCUGGGCGUGAUGGUCCUCAUCCUGCUGGCCUUCAUCGCCAUGUGCCUGUGGAGGAACCGACAGCACAACAACAUGCACAAAUACAACCCUCCAGGCUACUUGUACCAGCCGGCUGACAUGAAUGGACAUGUUCUAGAAUACACCACGUUAGCCGGCACCGGCCACAUGAAUGGGGGUGUCCAUGGGGGCUACGGACACAGUGUGGGCGGCGGUAUGUUGCCCUCAGGGUGCCACCACUUGCACCACAAACACCCCAACGGCCUGCCGCUGCACAAUGGCAAAGGUGGCCUCUACCCGGGUGGACACAACCAUGGUCAUGACGGAACCCUGCCCCACCCUCACCACCACCAUAAUGGAGGUGGCAUGUACACAGCUCUUGCCCAGUCGGACUCUUCAGACUGUAUGAUCUGUCAGAACCUGUGCAACAAUAACAGGUGUUACAACAAGACCAACGGCGUCCUCUCUGGAGGUACGCUUCCCCUCAUGCACAGAGUGGCACCCUGCCAGCAGGACGGUCUGGAGAUGGUUCCUCUGAAUGGAGCGGCGACGUCUCCUUGCGGCCACCGCCGACCCCCCACGGGCGAACGGCUGCCCGAUGACCUUGAUGACCUUGAGGUCGCCCACGCGCCCGACGAGCACCGAGAGUCGCCGCCUUCACAACGCUCGUGUUGUCUCGAUGGAGACAAUGCGAAAUGUCUGGCAGAUGACACAGCAGAGGAGGAUCUGGACUGCGUGCAUCAGGAGGACGGUCUGGUGCUGUGCUGGGACACUAUGGGCCUUCCAGAUUCGGACUGUGAUGAAAAGCCCGGGUGGAUGUCCGGUGGGGGUGAGCUGAUCCAGGCCAGCCUCCAGGAGGUCUGAAGUCAACUACGGUGUGGGGGGAUGGAGGGGUGGAGCUACUGUGGUGAUGUCAAAAAGAGGACCUGAGAAAAGACAGUGGGAGGACCUAAGAGAGGACUUUAUCCGACAAGGACGGCAAACUGUCGCGGCCACCGGAGACUGAAACGGAAGUCCCAAAGACUCCUUAGAUGACUUAUUUAUUUUUUUCCCGUAGUAAACUAUUAAUUCAUAUGAAUGUAUCUGUGUCAAAGAACAAAGUUGUCAGUCUUUUGUAUUAUUUAUGCUUUUUGUUUGUUUGUUUUUGUUUUUUGCUUUGCCUGCGAACUGUUUUGUGUUUUGGAGAUUUAGCGACUUUGUAAAAUUUUGUAAUAAUAUAAAGAGACGAUAAGGAAGAAUUAGUCAA